AAAUUUUAUAUUAUCAACUGUGUAUAACCUCACAUUUUAAUACAUCAAUUGUCAAUUUUGUAAACAGCUAAUUGAACGGGCACAAAAUAAUGAAUUUUCCUGUUAUGUGAGAAUUAAAUUGAAAUUUUAAUUUAAUACGAUGCGAGCCAUAUUACUGAAAACUGUUACAUGUUCGGCCACAGCCACGUUUUUGGUUAUGGGUCUGUGGUUGUUGUUCACCAAUCAGUCUGAACGAAUAGACGUAGGUUGGUUUUUGACGGACAGCUCCCCUUACAUGUGGGCAAGUUUGGGCAUUGGCUUGUCCGUGUCUCUGUCUGUUAUUGGAGCAGCCAUUGGUAUACAGACAACUGGAGUGAGUAUUAUCGGAGGUGGUGUAAAAUGUCCCAGAAUUAAAACCAAGAAUUUAAUCACCGUGAUUUUCUGUGAAGCUGUCGCUAUAUAUGGACUGAUUACUGCAAUUGUACUGUGUGGUUACUUGGAAAGGUUUACAUGGGAAAAAAUAGUGGAUGAUGUAAGUCUAAUGGAGAAAAAUUGGAUAUCUGGCUAUUUGAUGUUUGGUGCUGGUAUAACAGUUGGAUUUGUAAAUCUGUUCUGUGGUCUUUCAGUAGGAAUUGUGGGCUCAGGGGCCGCACUAGCAGAUGCAGCAAAUCCUUCUUUGUUUGUUAAAAUAUUAAUUAUUGAAAUUUUUGCCAGUGCUAUUGGUUUAUUUGGUUUAAUUGUGGGGGUUUAUAUCACCUCAAAAGUGGGUAUGGGUGAUUAGAGACAAUACAAGAUGUAUAAAAAAGUCACUAAUCACACAUUUAUUUAUGUUACUACUGGUAAACAUAUGAAGUUCAAUAAGCACUAGUUUGCUGUGUUGAAAGUUUUGUUCUGACAGUAUUAAUUCAUA
Messenger RNA from Aethina tumida (small hive beetle), 889 nucleotides. RefSeq names its product V-type proton ATPase 21 kDa proteolipid subunit c''-like. Gene Ontology annotation, biological process: proton transmembrane transport. The record is from RefSeq and is a predicted model, not a curated record. Gene Ontology annotation, molecular function: proton-transporting ATPase activity, rotational mechanism. Gene Ontology annotation, cellular component: proton-transporting V-type ATPase, V0 domain. NCBI's taxonomy places the organism in Eukaryota, Metazoa, Arthropoda, Insecta, Coleoptera, Nitidulidae. The transcript has a single exon. Bases 140 to 760 code for a protein of 206 amino acids.